Trifolium pratense (red clover) is the source of this 3097-nucleotide messenger RNA. RefSeq lists its product as uncharacterized. The coding region runs from base 253 to 1851 and encodes 532 amino acids. The record is from RefSeq and is a predicted model, not a curated record. The transcript is spliced from 3 exons. NCBI's taxonomy places the organism in Eukaryota, Viridiplantae, Streptophyta, Magnoliopsida, Fabales, Fabaceae.
UCAACUAGUAUUAUAAUAAUCGCUUUUUCCUCUUUUAUGUAUCUACCACCAUAAUCACUUUUUUCCUCUUCUUAUUUUUAGCGCCAUUUUCAUCUUCCUCUCACUCAUUUCCUUCAACACACACCAAAUCCUCCUCUUUCUUCCUCCUUUCCAUAGAUACCUACAUUUCCGGUGAAAAAGCACUUAUUUUCAGCUAAACCCAUUUUCACCUAAACUCAUUUUCACCUAAAGUUUCAAUUUUUUCACUUUAUCAUGGCCAUUCAACCUAAACCCGAACCUGGGUCACCACCAGUUUCCACUUCCACAAACCCUAUCGAAAUCUUUGAACAAAAACCCAUUCCUGAUCUCAUUAAGGUUUUGCGCGGAACAUAUCAGUUUGAAACUUUUGAGACCGUUGAAGGUGUUUUAGUGAAUAGAGAUAAGAGAUUAAGAGAAAAGAUUCAACAGUUGGAAAAGACGUUUGAAUGGGAGAAAUUGCAGAUUCAAGAGAAGCUUCAAAUGGAGGUACUUUCAAGGAUACAGGCUGAAGAAGAGGUUAGGAAAAGAGAGGAACUUUGUGAGAAAGGGAAAAAAGUACAAGAGAGUUAUGAAGAUUUGUUGAAGGAAGUGAAGAUAAACGGUUUAGCUGAUAGUAAUAUGAUCAAAGAUCUAAGAAAGAAGAACAAUGAAUUGGAGUGUGAAGUGAAGAAUUUGAAGGAGAAAGGUGUUGAUGAUGGAAACAAGCUUGAUGUGAUAAGAAGAAAGAAUGCGGAAUUGGCGUCUAAUGUUUUGGAGUUGAGUAAGAUGAAGGAAAAGUGGGUGGAUAAUAGUAAUGAACUUGAUGCGAUAAGAAGAAAGAACUCGGAAUUGGAGUCUGAAGUUUUGGAGUUGAGGAAGUUGAAGGAAAAAUGUGUUGACGAUGGAAAUAAGCUUGAUGUGAUAAGGAGAAAGAACGCGGAAUUGGAGUCUGAAGUUUUGGAGUUGAGGAAGUUGAAGGAAAAAUGUGUUGAUAAUGAAAAUAAGCUUGAUGUGAUAAGAAGAAAGAAUGAGGAUUUGGAGUCUGAAAUUUCGGAGUUGAGGAAGAUGAAGGAAAAGUUGGGGGAAGAAAACAGUAAAUUGGCUCAUGAGAAGCGGAAGGUUGAAAUAUUAGAUAAGUUGUUGUGCACAAGGUUUAGAGACCUACAAGGAAGAGUAUCGAAGUUGGAGAGUGAUUCCAAACUUUGGAUGAAUGUUGAUGCUUCUGAUGGCGGAAACAGUGAGGGGGAGCCUCGUGCUAAUCACAUGGUUGCUGAUUUUGAAGAUAAUGGUGGAAACAAUGAGGAGGAGCCUUGGAUGAAUGUCGACGUCUCUGAUGGUGAAAAUAGUGAGGAGGAGCCUCGUGCUGAUCCAGAUACUGAUUUUGAAGAUAAUGGUGAAGAGGAUGACAUGGUGGAGGCUGCUCCUUUGCCAAGAAUUGAAGAUGCUCCUCACUCUCUCGGAGUUGCUGCCAGUACACAGCCACAGAACAUAGGGGGCAAUGAUGCUCAAGGUGCAUCGUCAGCUAAAGGAAGAGCGAAACUGGUUAAUGGUAUUGAGGUCAUAAACCUUGACGAUGAUGAUGACUACGAUGACGAUGAUUGUCGGACUGUAUCUCAAGGAGUACAUGGAAAGACCGCUAUUGUUGAAAUUGCUGUGAAGGAUGAGUAUCCAAGUUCAUCGGUGGCAACGCAACAAGAAAGCAAAAUCACCAAUGCAGUUGUUGACACGGUCAAAAGAAAGUUUCAUUUUGCUGAAAUCUCCAGUUCUACUUCUAGUUCCUCUGAUGAUUCAUCCUCACUUGAUAAUCUUACAAUAAGGUCUGUGGUAUCACAAGGAAAAAAGAAAAAACUGUAGUCAAGCUAGUGGAAGAAUGGAAAUGAUUAAGGAUACUGAUGAUGAUGAUCAUUGUAUGUCUCGAGGAGCACAUGAAAAGAAGGCUAUUUCUGGAUUUGCAGUGAAGAAUGAUCGUCCCACUCCAAGUUCAUCGAUAGCAGUUGAUAUAACCAAGAGAAAACAUUCUUUCAUCGAAACUGAAACCUCGAGUUCUGAUUCCUCCUGUGAUUUAUCGUAUCUCAAUAAUCUUGCAUCAAGGUUAUUGGAAUCAGAAGCAAAAAAGAAAAAACAAAAUUAGUCUGGUAGUCCAUGAUUCUUUAUCCUCAUGAAAUAUCUUGCAGCGAUCCUUUUGAAAAAUUAGUCAAUUUUUUUUAAGCUGUCCAAUGCUUAUUAGAUUGUUUUUUGACCGAGGCAGGCAGAUAAUACACUGUAACAGGAAAUAAUAUUAGAUUAAUAGUUUAUUUUAAAUAAUAGUUUAUUUUAUGUCAUUUUACAUUUUUAUCCUUUAGGGUUGUAUUUAAAGGCAUUGUGCCUCACUUUGAAAAUCAAUCAAUCAAUGAAUGAACAAUUAUCUUCUUAUCUCAAAACUCUCUCAUUUAUGUUUACAUAAUCUCAUUUGUACCGAAUUCUAUUCAAUUCAUUAGAAUUCCUACUUUGAGAUUAUGUUACGUAAGCAUGAGGUGUAGUUCUAAAAUUGGUUUUGUAAAGGUUGGAGAGUUGGUUGCAUUUGUUCUUGGUUUAUUGGUAAACCACAUAUUGAACUUACAUGUGAUUAAUCAGAUAACAAGCUUUCAACAAUGCUCUCUUCUUAAUGUAUGCUGCUGCAAUUGUCAUCCAACAUAUACUACCUUGGCUAAUGGAAAAAGAAUGGUGUUUUCUAUUUAUUGGCAUCUUGCUCUGAAGCUAUUCACAACACCUAUAUUUGUGGUUGCUGCACACUAUUCACCAAGGCGGUCUCAGCUAGUUUUUUACCGGUUUACUUGUGUGGCUAUUUUUCACAGAAAGAUGAUCAACUGGGGGAAUGUUCCAGAUGCUAAAAUUCUAAUCAAAUGGAAAGAUUUGCCUCAUAAACAUGGCACUUGUGAUUGUUCAUCCUUGAGGACAAGGAUGUUUGAAGGGGAGGGUAUUGUAACAGGAAAUAAUAUUAGAUUAAUAGUUUAUUUUAAAUAAUAGUUUAUUUUAUGUCAUUUUACAUUUUUAUCCUUUAGGGUUGUAUUUAAAGACAUUGUGUCUCACUUUGAAAAUCAAUCAAUCAAUGAAUGAACAA